Molecule: messenger RNA, 5274 nt
Organism: Porites evermanni
Lineage: Eukaryota; Metazoa; Cnidaria; Anthozoa; Scleractinia; Poritidae
Source: the annotation of a GenBank genome assembly
AGCUUCACGUGGUGGAAUUUCAAGAUGUCCGCAUCAAGGGUUUUAAUUUACGGAGGAAAAGGCGCGUUGGGAGCUACCUGUGUAUCUUAUUUCAAGUCCAAAAACUGGGUAAGUAACUUAUAAUAACUUCCGCGGGGAUGUAAGACGUUUCUGUGGCCUAAGCAGACUUCUGUAUUUAGAACCGUAGCAUAUGCCUAUUAUGCCUUCACCCUUAGAUUCUAUCUCUCGCAAAAUACUAAUCCGUUUUUCGUCAAAGUGAAAUUUAAGAAAGUUCACCGUCCCAAACGUGAGGUGUAUCAGUAUAAACUUUCUGUCUGCGUACUAGCUUUUUACUAGCUUGCGUGCCUGCCACGUACGGAGGCUAGCUUUUUACUAAUUUCAUUCACAUCAACUUUCAUAGUGGGUAGCAUCAAUAGACUUGUUUCCUAACGAAGAUGCACAUGCAAAUCUCGUUGUUACCAAGACUGAAUCGUGGACUGAACAAAAUGAGGAGGUAAGAAAAUUCCGGUAAUAAAUAAUAUUUAAUAUUUAUUUUUCAAAUUAACAACAUUAUUGAAAAUGGGUUAUUUUUAAGUAUUGAUGUUUUUAAUUGAAAGUAGACACCUUGAAAAAUAAAGGGAAAUUUUAAAGCCAGAAAGCAAAGACUUCAUGCACUAUUUUUAUUUUUAGAACUCUCAGAUAAUUUUUUUCUUUCACGAAAAGCAACAGCCAGUUGCCUUCCCAAACAUAAUCUACUAUAGAUGCAUUUAAAUUCAUCACCAAUAGAUGAGCUUGGGCGCUGAUGCCUACAAAGUUGUUGGAGCUGGGCAAUGCUCUAGCAUUAGGAGGAGGUAUCCAUGGCAACCCUGCAAGCGGCCCCCACCAGGCACCAUGUGUCACACUGAACAAUUCAGCGGAAUACUUACCAACCAAUGCUUACUUGGUCCUGACCUAAAGAGGGAGGGAGGGAUAAUAAAAAACAGCACAAAAUGGCAAAUAAGCAACAAGCUAUCCGACAACACUUUGCGAAGAACCACAAGCAAGCAACUGCGUAUGCAAGUCACCAGGUGACCCUGCUAGGGGCAUUGGGCCACCCCUAGCACACCUGGAAAAACUGCUGACCAGCAUUGCUUCGAGUUUAACUUUGUCUAAAAUAUUACAUUUAGCCACAUGUGUUGAACUGUAGCAUUUUGUUAGUCUCCAUCACAUGAUCACAGCCACUCGAGUCUGAGUCAUACAACGCUCCCCCUGAGCAUUGUUUGACUGGAGUGGGUCUAAUGGAGACUAACAUUUCACAGAACUUAUAGAAUCUAAUAAUGUGAUAAUUAACAAGCUGCUUUUUUUAGAUCCAGCCUAAAGUUGAGGCACUUCUGGAUGGUAACAAACUUGAUGCAAUUAUAUGUGUUGCCGGAGGCUGGGCAGGUGGAAGUGCUAAAAGUAAAGGUACAAAAAAUAUGUGUACUAAUGAAUUUAAUUAUGAUUUUUAUUUUAUUUUAUUAUUUUUUUGUGCUCAACAUUUUUUACAAACAUUGCUUGUCUUCAUAUUUUCUUAUGAGGUAUAUUAUUUUAAUUACUGGUCAUUAUACUCCAACAUAGUGAAUUUUAGAUAGUUACGUGUUUGUGAAACACACUUCCCAUGGCUUUUUGUUUUACCAGCUGUCAAAACAAACAGCCUUGCAGAUCGAUACCAGACAUUAGGGGUUAACGUUUAAGCCUAGACGAAAUUUAUUAAAAUUCCCAUUUUCUGUUCGUAUACUUUUCCUGAAGUAGUAAGAAUAAGUUGUUGGAGUAUCAAUUAAAUUUAUCUUGUGUGAUAUUAUGUCCUUAAAUUAAUUCCCAUCGCCAAUCUGUUUUAUAAAGUGUUGAUAUGACAGGGAGAAACUCGGCGAUGAUCAUGGCUUAAUACAAGGGUUUAUUACUUUGUACUUUUCUUCUACAUGUUUUUUUCAAUCAGCUGUGGUGAAGAAUGCUGACUUAAUGUUUAAGCAGAGUGUGUGGACAUCACUCAUUGCUGCCAGCAUUGCAUCAAAACACUUAAAAGAGUAAGUGAAUGAUACCAGAGAAUCCUGAUCAAUUUCUAAAACCCUCAGUUGUUUUGAAAGAACUGGCUAAUUUAGGUCAUUAAAACCUAACUUCCCUUUUUAGCUGCCCAAUAAUUCCAACCAAUUUACUUUUCCCAAGGUGGUUUGAAAAGUUGGGAAUCUACCAUUAUUGGUUUUUAAAUUCGAAGUUGACACAGUCCAACCUUAGGAAGUUGAUACUCAUUGCUUAAUCUUUCUGUGAAUUCUUGACCCUUAAAUUAUUGCCUACUGUACUUCAUGUUUUCAGUAAUGGACUGCUUACACUGACUGGAGCCCAGCCUUCUCUUAGCGGUACACCAGGUGUGGCUCUUAAGUAUUUGCUCAAUAUCAGACCAGAGUAGAAACUUGCUUGAGGUUCCCAUCUGACUGUAGCCAAUGUUACUUAUCAACUUGUGCAGACCCUUUGUAAAACUUAAUGGCAGCUAGUUAUUUGAAUGUUUGAAGUUUGUUAAUUAUUUACUAUACAGUGUUGAGUCACAGACCCGUACAGGGCUGUAGCUCACAGUAAGUAACGAGAUCAAGAGACACUUGCAUUUUGCCUCGUUAAGAUUUUUGCUUUUUCCUUGUGACAGCCUGCUACCAGCUAGGACCCAAUUAGCUGUUCAGUUCAGUGCAUACCUUGCUGCUUGUAACGCUUGCCUCCUCUGUUUUGAGCACUUAGUGAUAACCUUACUGUGGGGUUGUUCUGUAACACAUAGAAAUCUAUUUUUUGAAAGGGUAGAGACAUCAGAUUUUUUGGUGGGAAACAUCUGUAAGUUGUAACUUUUCAGUAGGGCUAGUAUGCCUAAUGUGUGCUUACAAAUGAAAGAAUUUUAUUUUAAAAGAAGCAACAACAAGGUAGUUAUUUUCUUAUUAUUUCAGGAAUGUUGGGUUAUGGAAUGGCGAAGGCUGCAGUUCACCAGUUGGUAAAAGGACUGGCUGAAGAGAAAGGAGGACUUCCUCCAAGUGCCUCUGUUCUUGCCAUUUUACCGUAAGUUACAUUAGAACCACUCAGUAUUGGUUGUUCCCUUUGGCAUGAGUCUUAAGAUGUUCAAGACAUGCCACAAAAAUGAUAUUUUUCUUGUUACAGUGAAGCCCUGCCAUACUUCCACCCCACAAACACAACUGCCUUAUUAUUUUAAAAUCUCUUUUGUGGCAUGAAUACCUGUUCUAUCAGUCAUUCCUAAUUCUACAUCUUUUUUUUAACCUUUAAGUCCCAAGAGACAACCAUUAAGAGUUAAAACAACCAACACCUGCCUUUUGAAAUCCAUAGUUAUUAGCUUCUUUAGAUUUUUUUAGCUCUUUAAUAUGACCAGUCAGUUGAAUGCUGAUGCCUGAUGGUUAAUUUAGGGGAACUGAUCAAUAACCAGAAACCCACAACUCACUUUAUUGAUAACUGGUCAAAUAGUUAAUAUGUAUUGUUCAGCAUUUGAGUAAAAUGUGUGAUUUUGAAAAGGUUGAUAAUCUAUAGUAAGUUAUACUUUUCUUACAUUUUACAAAGGCCUUGAAUGGUACUAUAUACCCUGUUGAUAUGACCUUGUUUCCAUGGCCCAGUGGUAGUCACAUUGACAGUGUUCCAUUGUACUGAUACCCUGCAUAGAAGGCGCUGGGGAAAUUUAUGGAGUAAAAUAGGAACAGCAACAUUAUCAUCCUGACGUAUGCUCUCCUUACUCAUGUGCAUCGCUUGUCUUGCACCCGAUAUGACUUCUUAUCAGCUUGCCACACAGGCUACUGAACUGAAGGCACAAGUGAGCUAAGUUGACUGAUACUGAAAGCAAAUUAAUGUGGCUACUCUAAUUACUUUUAAUAGGAUGACUUUGGAUACCCCUGGGAACAGGAAGGGGAUGCCAAAUGCUGAUUUCACUCAGUGGACACCUCUGGAGUAUGUGGCAAAGUAAGUGUGUAGUAUACUUUAAAUUGGUUAUGGACCUUUCUUGCAUUCCACUACAGUGAACAAACACAGUGAAACAGUUUCAAAGACUGAUGGACAAGCAUUUUUUGGGAGUCCAAAAAGUUACCAGUGUUUUUGAGAAGCAGACCUAUGGACCUAUUCUGCCCUGAUAUUGUAAACAACCUUUAUUAUUGAAAACAAGACAAGAUCAGUGGCAGAUCCAGGGUAGGGGACCGCCCCCCCUUAUUUUUAGACCAAACUGAGGGGCCAAAAAAAUUUUUUGCGAUACUGCUCCCCAUUGUCGCAUGGUUUUGAAGACCUUUCCCCCCCCGCCCUCAAAUUUUGUGCGGUUCUUACUAUGGUGUUUUUAUUACAAUUUUUUCAUUUGUUAUUUUUAAAAAUAUAUUGGAGAGGAAUUAAGAAAGUAAGGUAAUGAGACGUAUACAUGUAAACAACCUUUUUUAUUGGAAACAAAACAAGAUCAGGGGCAGAUCCCGGGUGGGGGGCCGCCCCCCCUUAUUUUUAAACCAAACGGGGGGGCCAAAAAAAUUUUGUGCGAGGCUGCCCCCCCUUUUCCUAGGGUCUUGAUGACCAGCCCCCCCCCCCCCCUUAUCUGAAGGUCUGGAUCUGCCACUGAGGAUACAAGCUACUACUCUUGAUAGACUGCUACGAACAAGUUACAUGUGGUGAAUGAGUCAAACAGAGGAGAAGACCUCUUUCCAGUUCUCUUCAAAGCUCGUUCCCUCUCUUCAGUCCUGCCAAGUCUUUCCCCCACGGGAGGGGAGGGGGGGGGAUGGGGGCAGGGGUACUCCCACAUGAAAGGGGUGUGGGGAUGCUGGUCGUCUCACUCAGGCUCUUCUGGGCAAAACGCCAUUAUAUUAAGCUGCAAUCGUUGGGCCACGCCCAGAUUGGUCUCCUUUAGGGGUGUAAUUCAAAAUUUCCAGUGAGCAUCCCCACCCAUUUCAUAUGGGAGUCCCCCUCCACGGGAUCUGUCCAAAAUUGGACUACUUUUAGGUUAUUCUCUCAACUGGGUCGUGUCUUUCUUACAGCUUGUUAUUUGAAUGGGCCCAGGGCACUGAUGUCCCAAGCCGAGGAAGUUUGGUGAAACUUAAUACAAAAGAUGGCAACUCCUCGUAUGAGAUUCACCCUGGGGGACUGCUGUGAUUAUCAUACAAUUAAAACCAUUCCAUUGUCUCCCUUAUCCUCUGCAUAUUAAUACAACAAGAACACAAGAACAGCUAUAAAAUGAAGUGGAAAAUCCAGGAUAGAAUUUGUUAGGACAGCUGACUAAGGCAGAAAAAAUGACCGUAUGAAGUCUUUUAAUAUUUUGAUGCUUGAGAAAAA